Macrosteles quadrilineatus (aster leafhopper) is the source of this 2119-nucleotide messenger RNA. RefSeq names its product transmembrane protein 209-like. Gene Ontology annotation, cellular component: membrane. The transcript has 12 exons. NCBI's taxonomy places the organism in Eukaryota, Metazoa, Arthropoda, Insecta, Hemiptera, Cicadellidae. The record is from RefSeq and is a predicted model, not a curated record. The coding region runs from base 284 to 1855 and encodes 523 amino acids.
GCCCUGUAUUUGUAGUGUCGUUUACAUACAUAUUAUAAUUUAAUUGGUAGUUUUAAAUCUCUUGGAAUGGCCAUAAACAGGUAUAUUUAAUUUAACUGAUCGAUAUAAAAAAACUACCUGCUUUAGUAAAGGUUGACGUCGUAGGCUACACAUACGAAAUAGAAGACCUGCCUUGCUCCAGAGACUAUUUUAAUUAAAGGAUUGAGAAUAAGAGUAGCCUGUUAGGAUUUUACUGGAACAUAUUUAUAUUUUCUGUGUUCACCAAAAACCUAAAUAAAGAAUCAUGCAGAGUUCGCCAGUUACGCCCACCUACUUCAGAAGCAAAACAAUGCCGCAAAUGGAACAAACAAUGGUUAUAACAAAGGAAACUAGGAAAAUGCGAGAUAGUCUUUUUUGGGGAUUCAUUAAUGCUGCUAUUCUCUCUGUGAUCGCUUAUGAUAUAGUUUACUCCUGUCCGCUGUAUUCUCCGACUGCACACAUGAUAGAACGCACCAUUGCUGUCAUUCUUGUCCUCAACACUCUGUUUCACUUUUGCCGUUACUUCUGGACAUAUUUGACCCUACAGCCUGUGGCUUUGUCGCCUCGGCAAAAAACACUUCUGGGUAUUAAAGAUUCAGACAACUACUUCAAGACAGCAACGUCCACGCCAGUCAAGCCUCCACAGCAGGUGUAUGAUUCUCCAACAACUCCACUGAACAUGUCUACCAACAGCUGGCUCUCCAGCUCUGUAGUCUCUCACUGCGGCGACCCCAAUGAGAGUGUGAUGUCAGGCAACCUGAACAACUCAUCAGGAUUGUCUUGGCUGUUUCACAACAAGUUGUCCCCGUCGCUGGCCUAUGAAACAUCCAUUCUUCCCACCUCUGAGAUCAUCCAGGACGAGUCUUCGCUCAACCAGUAUCUUAAGGAGUAUGAAACUCUCGAGAGAAGUUCUAUUGUGGAGACCAGUAUGGAACAGCCUUCCAACAUGCUGAGUGGGUUCUGGUGUCACCCUGCGUCUCGGACAACCACUGAAGUGUCACCACUGCUGCGUAGAUGUACCUACCAGAUGUCUAUCUCUCCAGCACAGACCCAGAGUGGAGUGGGUACAGGGGAUGAGACUGGGUCUCCCUCAUCAUACCAACAUGCAGAUGUGUGGCGACGGACUAAGAUAAACCCAACGGUGUUGACAGAGUGGACGGCCAAUCUGCGAAUGUGGAUCUCUCAGACCAUCCUAGGCAGGUUAGUCAGUGAGAUGAAGCAGGUAGACGCAGCUCUUCACGCCCAAGGUCUGGUUGACGUGACGGUGGGAAUGGUCGGACUGGAGCGGCUCAAGAAGACUGCUCAGAUACCUCAGGUGGUGCUGAAUGUACCCAGUCUUGCAAGACUCGUGCCUUUCCUUGAGAUCUCCCAGAACCAGGAGUACGUUGUGUCCAGGAUCAAAGAGCUGGCCAGGGGAGGGUGUAUGAGUGAAUAUCAUUGGAGCAGUGGAGGUAUGUGGGAAGGCAAGGAGUGGACACCAGCACUGCCUACUGACUCGGCUCUCGUGUUACAUCUGUUGGCCACCUACCUUGACUGCCAACUGCCUCAGACGUCACUGCCUGACACUCGCCCAUUCUCCUCCCAACAUCUGGUGAAGCAGCCGAAUAAACCACACCCAGGACAGUUGUGUAUUGUAGAGACAUCUAGUCAGCCUCCCAACUACAUUUUGCAAACUAAGACUGACACUUUCCACACUCCCAAGGGAAGAAACAAUCUGUUCUUCACGAUAUUGCUGUUUCUUCACACUGUGAACACCAAAGAUCAUGGAAUCCUAGGCCGCAUCAAUUUAGGAAGAUCGGGAGUGAAUAUGCUUUGGAUCAUAGACGAUGACAGCUAAACCAACACAAACUACAUGGCUGAAUAAAUCAUAAUAUGAAACCUAAUGUGUUCUUGACUUUUAUUAUAAUUAUAAGUAUAUUUAGUACAUGAAGUGAUUUACUUUGGUAAUAUUGUAACAAUUUGAAGUGAUUUACUAUUGUAAUAUUGUAACCACUCGUAUUUGAGCUAUCAAUUUCUGUUCCAUUAGUUUAUGACAAACUUGAAUGAAUUGUGACUUCAGGACAAUUCAUAUGUUAAUGUAUUAUUUUUUUAUGUGGUUAGU